Molecule: messenger RNA, 1319 nt
Organism: Ostrinia furnacalis (Asian corn borer)
Lineage: Eukaryota; Metazoa; Arthropoda; Insecta; Lepidoptera; Crambidae
Product: zinc finger protein 664-like
Exons: 8
Coding region: 62-1303 (413 amino acids)
Cellular component (GO): nucleus
Molecular function (GO): zinc ion binding
Source: RefSeq, a predicted model, not a curated record
UCAAAACAUAACCUCAAAAAUACUGUUGAUUUUAUUUAAAUAAAUAAUUUAUCAUUAAAAAAUGUCGAUAGACACGUACUUUUGCUUUUGCUGUUUAGCUACUAAUGACCUGAUAAAUAUUUACAACUGUGAACCUGAAGAAAACUACGGACACCUACUGCUAUCAUUAUUUGAUUUGAACAUUUCUAUAGAAGAUUAUGAACAUGACGGCUUCAUAUGUAAGGAGUGUGUGAAAAAGCUGAAAGAAACGCUUCAAUUCAAGGCUCAAGUGUUUGAUAUCUUGAAUAUAUUGCAGAGUAACGGACUGAUAGAUCUCACAAAUGCAGACAAACAGACAACCGUCAAGAAAGUGCUCAAUACUAGCUUAGAUAUCGAAGAUAAGUAUGCUAAAACUACUGAAAAAGAUAUUCUAGUCCUGUAUGAAAAAAAUUCACAAGAUCAAUUACCCAAAACUGUUAAAGAAGACACCAUUCAAAAAGAUGUCUCCACCAAAAAGAAUGUCACGUGCAAGCCAGAAAGAGACAAACAAACUUACAAUAUUAUUGGGAAAGGACAGGAGAUAAAGAAGAAUUAUUACAAAGUCACCGAGGACCUAAAAUGUGGGAUGUGCAGUAAGGUGUUACCGAAUGUAUAUGUCUAUCAUUUACACAUGAACCAACAUUUCCCGAACCACAUAUGCGAGUCCUGUGGCAAAGGUUUCCUAACUGAAAAGAGGCUAAAACGACACAUGCCUUCACACAAGACUGGCCCGUUCAAUUGUCCAACCUGUGACAUGGAAUUUACCAAUCUUAACACACUUAAUUCUCAUAGGCAGCGCAAGCACGGCUCAGUCUCACUAUACAAGUGCCCCAGCUGCUCUGAAAGAUUCGACACUCUCACCCGUCGUGCGAGGCAUUUGUCUCAAGUGCACGGUCGCGCGGCAGCGAAAUAUGAGUGCGUGGUGUGCGAUAAGAAGUUUCUGCUGGCUGGGAAUCUAAGCGCCCACAACCGUAAUAAACAUCAGAAGGUCAAGCGUCAUUUCUGCCCUGAAUGCCGCGCCGGCUUCUUCCAAAGACAAGAACUUGCAGCGCAUAUGGCGGCCCACGCCGGGGAACGCGCUCACAGGUGCACUUUGUGCCCUAAGCGGUACCCCCGCAAAAAAGCUCUCAUAGUACACAUGAGAACGCACACAGACGAUCGCCGGUUCGCUUGUGAGGUGUGCGGUAAACGGUUCAUUCAAAAAUGCACCUUACUCGUCCACGCUAAGGUCCACAGUCGCGCGGAUAAGACAGUCGAAGUGAGCACAGCCAAUGUUACAGAGUGAUUUGUAAUAAAAUGUC